Molecule: messenger RNA, 4534 nt
Organism: Myxocyprinus asiaticus (Chinese sucker)
Lineage: Eukaryota; Metazoa; Chordata; Actinopteri; Cypriniformes; Catostomidae
Product: alkaline ceramidase 3-like
Exons: 11
Coding region: 1680-2483 (267 amino acids)
Biological process (GO): phytosphingosine biosynthetic process; ceramide metabolic process
Cellular component (GO): endoplasmic reticulum membrane
Source: RefSeq, a predicted model, not a curated record
UCCUACUAUCGAAUUUUAAUCUUAUGUGUAUAACUGGUUGCAAACUUUUUUUUUUUCAGGAUUCCAGAGGUAGACUAUGGACAGGGUUGGGAGGAUUACUUUUGAAAUAUAUUCUACUACAGAUUACAGAAUACAUGCUGUAAAAUGUAAUUUGUAACGUAUUCCGUUAGAUUACUCAAGGUCAGUAACGUAUUCUAAAUACUUUGGAUUACUUCUUCAUCACUGGUAGAUUUUUUCACUUGUUUUGACUAUAAAAACUCUGCCAGUACAGUAAGACAAAAUACACAUGUUAAAAAUACAUUCUCUGAAAAACCUAAAUAUCUUAUGCAGUGUUGUUUCUAAAACAAGAUAAAUCAAACUGAUCUUGUUUUAAAGAUUUUUAGAUAUUUUUACAGGAAAACAAUACAAAAAUUAUAUCAAGAAUACGAUUUUUGCCCUAAUAUCAAAGGUCUUACUAGAAAAAAAGAAAUUAUGAUCUAACAUGAAUUUUCAGUGGAUGAAAGCUGGUGACGACACAGAACACACUAGUGGAGACGAUGCGCUGUGAAUAGCGACUGCACAUGAUAGUGACAUCCAGUGCCCAGAAUAUGAAUUUCAUAUAAUUUCUCCAUAGCAGGCCUAAUCCUGUCCUAUUUCUAAAGUCUCUCUCGGGCCGCAACGGGGCAGUCGGAGGGCUGCAGAUGGCCCGCGGGCCGGACUUUGGACACCCCUGGUUUAAAGUGUGUUCAUUUACCGUUUCUAUCAAUGCCAUGACUUAUCAAAUAAUAAUUUAUAAUUUCAUCUCUUGUGUAUUUAAAGAACAUAAUGCAUAGAAAAAGCAUUAUCUGCUUAAAUUCUUGAACUCUGUCACUAAUGCACACUUUUAUCACUCACGCACCCUCAUGGACUUGCUGACUAGCGCUCCAUUGGUCUGCACUCACUUACAUCAUCAAAGUCGGAACUCAGAGGAAGACCACAAGGGCUUAGGGUGCCAUUUGGGACAGGGCCUUAUAUAUUGAUCUGUUUCUCACCCACAAAUAUCAUAUCGUUUCUGCAAAUAUAGAUUUAAUCACUUGAGAUUACUUUUUUGCUGCCUUUAUGUGCUUAUUGGAGCUUCAACAUUUUGGUAUCCAUUCACAUGCAUUGAAAUAUUCGAGCUGUAAUAUUCUUCUAAAAAUCUUUGUUUGUGUUCAGCUGAAGAAAGAAAGUCAUACACAUCUGGUAUGGGAUGAGGGUGAGUAAAUGAUGAGAAUUUUCAUUUUGGGGUGUACUAUCCCUUUAAUAUGAGCGCGCCAUAUGAGGCUAAAUAGUCUCUAUCCCCACAAACCUAUGGCGACAUCUAGUGGCCAUAACUAAAACGCAUCAAAGUUUACUUACAAUAGACUAUGCUUCGGCAAAAAUCACUGCAAUCUGGAUUUAUCUGGUGAGAAAGUGAGUGCAUUGAGAACUGAAUAACACGUAACAAAAUACAGUUAUUAACUCAAUGCUUUUCACUGCACAUCAGAAUAUUUUACCUUCAACCGACAUUCAAAGUGCACGAGAGCAACGAUAACUUCAUUAUAUCGCGGUACAGUACACUAUUGUUUGCAAUGUAACUCGCACGCACGCCAGUUCAGAUUGGAUAGAGCACGGAAUCCGUUACCGUACAAGCAGCUCCUCCCUCCUCCCGUCCGACCUAUCUGAUCGCGCUCUCUCUCAUCAUGGCUCCGGCAGCGGACAGGCCGGGCUACUGGGGAACACCGACCUCAACUCUCGACUGGUGUGAAGAGAAUUAUAUGGUCUCGUAUUACAUCGCUGAAUUCUGGAACACAGUCAGUAAUCUGAUAAUGAUCCUCCCUCCUAUUUAUGGAGCCAUUCAGACGUGUAGAGAUGGCUUGGAAAUACGCUAUGUGUGGUCAUUUUUAGGACUUGCUGCUGUUGGCAUUGGUUCAUGGAGUUUUCACAUGACACUGCAGUAUGAAAUGCAGCUACUGGAUGAGCUGCCGAUGAUCUACAGCUGCUGCGUCUUUGUCUACUGUCUGUACGAAUGCUUCAAGCGAGAGCGUGCAGUUAACUAUUUCUCAAUAACACUUUUGCUGACCUUCAGUAUUAUUGUUAGUGUGAUUUACCUCUUGUGGAAAGAGCCCGUCUUUCAUCAGGUCAUGUAUGCCAUACUAGUGGCUUUUUUGGUGAUUCGAUCAGUUUUCAUAGUCACAUGGGUCUAUCCUUGGCUCAGAGGGCUCUGUUUUACAUCUUUAAGUGUCUUUCUGUUGGGAUUUCUAUUAUGGAACAUCGAUAAUAUCUUCUGUGUCUCUCUCAGAGCUACACGGCAACGGCUGCCCCCUAUAAUUGGGGCAGUUACACAGCUUCAUGCCUGGUGGCACAUCCUAACUGGACUGGGGUCAUAUUUACACAUACUUCUCAGCCUUCAGAUUCGGUCAACCUACCUCAAGCACAGACCAAAAGUGAAGUUUUUAUGUGGCAUUUGGCCCAUGCUGCACAUUGAAUCUCAGAAGGCGAGUUGAAAGAGAAAAGAGAGGAGGAAGAUGGACCAAUCACAGACCUCAUACAGAAAGAGGUCCAGCCAAUGAGCUUCAGUGGCAACAGGAAGUGACCAGCGGCUGUUGGUUUGGUUCCGCCAUUCCCUCGUUCCCAUUCCAGCUCCAUUUGCCAAGUGCAUUUAUGAGAAAGCUGCCAGACGAAGGAAAGUUUAUUAUUAUUAUUAUUGUUAUUAUAGAUUAAGUGAGAGGUUUGCAGUGGUCUUGUACAAUGCAACAAUUAGAUUAUUGUCCUAUAAAUCUGAGGGUCUAAUUAGUGGGAAUGAAGCGAAAAAUUGUGGCCAACAAUAGAAUUUGGUCCCAGCUGGUAAAUGUUUGGAAAAAAUUAUGUGAGAGCAUUAUGGUAUUGAUGAAUCAUGAAAAAAAGUGGUUAGUUUAGCAACUUUACCACAUCAGCUAUUUUACAUAUAAAAUAACACUUCUGUAGAUUACUUGAACUGAAUGUGUCAACACUAAAAUGGUGAGAUUAUACUUUAUAAUGAUAUGUAUACUACAGACUACUCUACAUUUAUAGAUUAUGAAGUUCAGAUUAAACCGAUUACAACAUUUAAUGGGAGUUAAUGCAUUUGGACAAGAAUGUGAUCCUUGUUUUUUCUCAUUUCAUCCUGGAAAACCACCAGAACUUUUGGCCAUGAGAUACAUGAGGUAAUGUUAAUGACAUAUGGUCAUUUUAUUGCAUGUUUUCUGAGAUACAGUGUGUUUUAUGUCCUGUUUUCCUCUACAACAUUUAGUAGCAUGUUACAUACAGUAAGUGUCCAUGUAAUAUAAAUAACACAUUAAUGUAAUGAAUUACAAUAGGAUUAAUUAACGAUAGUCACAAACAACUCCACAAUCUAAAGUGUGUCUUGUUCAUAAAUAACUACUCAGUAAUUGCAUUGUAAUUACAUUGUAAUAUGAACACCAUGGUUAAGUGUAACCCAUUCCAAGCCCCUCAUGUCAUCAGUAUGCAAUGGAAUUAUUUUUAUUUAUUUUACAUUGUGGGAAAAUGGAUGAGAUUAUGAAGAAAGUGUUAACAGGAAUAUGUUUUUGUAAUUUUAUGAAGGAUCAUAUAUGCAAAUUAACUGAGCUGCUGAGGUAGCAAGAUUCUCAAAUGUUUUAAUUGGUGUUGCUUAGUUAAGAAUAAAUUCAUUUAAUUAAAUGAAACCUUGUUAUUAUGAGUAAGUGAAUGUUUAAUAAUCUAGAGAUCAAUUUUACACUCCUCUCCUCUUUGGUUUGAUGUAGCAGUGUUCAAAUGUUGACUACUUGAACUGCCACUGUGCAAACUGUCAGAAAAAGGGACAGUGUCAUGGUUUUGAAUGAAGUUGUAUAUUAACAUUGAUUUGUCAUUUGUUUUUAUGUACAGUAUUGUGCCACAUUCCUAUGGUUCAGUGAGAACACAGUUAUCUCUAAUUGUAGCACAGUUGAUAUAACUAAUCAAGUGAUAUGUGAGGUACAAAAUUGAAUAUGGAUUUCUGUCAGGUAACAAGAAAGAUUAUGAGUUAAAUGCAGGGCUCGUAUAAUAAAAUAACAAAACAAAAAAGUAACAAGAUACAAAAACCCACAAGCAAAACCAACCGAACAGGAAACAAGACUGAAUACGUUGAGACAGGUAAUAUCAGAAGACAACUCAGCAAUAUAACAUAGUAGGCAGGAAUGGGGAACUACACAAGGGGAAAUGGGGAACAGUUGGGGACCAUUAACAGAUGAGGACUAUAAAGGGGUGUGGCCAGGAAGCAAACUUGCAGGCAGUGCACAGAAACACAUGGCACAUAAUCUAACCAAACAAAAACAGAAUGCAAGCAUGCACAGACAGAAAGGCAAAAACAGGACUAAAAACAGACAGGACCCUGACAGAUUUCUAUAUGAAUUUCUGUUCCAGUUAAAGUGCUGCUGCUAGUUUGGAGCAGGGGCUUGUACCACUGAGGGUGCCUUAGAUUAAACUGUUGUUUAUUCCAUAUUGCCUUGAUGUUUAUUAUAUCAAAUUAAUUUGUGUAAAGUACACAAUGCAUCCCAUAUACUUAACUAAUACGCAAAAUAAU